This is a messenger RNA of Recurvomyces mirabilis, 3570 nucleotides long. RefSeq lists its product as uncharacterized. Bases 1 to 3570 code for a protein of 1189 amino acids. NCBI's taxonomy places the organism in Eukaryota, Fungi, Ascomycota, Dothideomycetes, Mycosphaerellales, Teratosphaeriaceae. The transcript has 2 exons. The record is from RefSeq and is a predicted model, not a curated record.
AUGGCCACGGUAGCGAUGCAGAGGAUCAAUGGGAGCGCUUUACGAUCCGCGUACGACAAGGAUGAGAGGAGAAGUGAGGCUCGCAAGGCACAACCAGAUGUUCGCGAAGUCGCAUCCUCGCCGCGGCAUGCAGACUUCCCACGCUCGGCGUCGUACACGUAUCUGCCGGAAGCCAAAGAUCAUGCACGCUACAAUAACCAAGCGGUCUUCACGAUCAAAGGCAGCUUCUCCGACGCCGAUCUUGUACCGCCUCCCGAUGACCUCCUCGACGACAUCACACCACCCGAUUCGUCAGGCUGGACAACACCAGACGAUGUCGAGCAGAGAGUACCGGUUCAGCAGACUCGAGAUCUGGUAGCAGAGUUGCAGAGGAGUCCUAAGAUCUCGGUGCAACGCAUGGCGCGAGGUGGUGAAGACGACAGUAGCAGCAUAGACUCAUCUGCCAGACCGCCAAGUAUCGCCAGCACCGUCGAGUCUGUGAGGACCACAUCUACGCCUGGCACGACUCCCGGAUCCGUGACGCCAAGACCACGAGCUACCCCAAAUGACUCGUUCUCUCGACGCUUCAACCGCAAUUCGUGGUACGGAGCAUCGCAGUCGUCAUCUUCGCCUUCACGCUCUCCUUCGCCGCCGAAGCCGACUUCUCGUAGUGCUUCACCCAAGAUAGACAUAAUUGCACCACCUCCUGCUGCGGUCACUACUCCACGACGGAAGUCCUUCUCCAAGAUUCGAGAGGCAAUUGUGCCUGCAGCAGAGAUUACUCGGACAAAAUCUAGCACCACAAGUUCUGAUGACCAGAAGAGUGAACGUCCUCGACCGCCCAGUCGCCGUAGUACAUUAUUUCGCAGGAAGUCCCGACCUGGCAGUGGCAUCUUUGGGAGCAAGAAGGAGAACGAGAGCAGUUCUGCGGUUCCAGCUUCGAACGAUGCACCGCCUGUCCCACGGAUGCCAUCUCUACCAAAAUCAUUCUCCACCGACAGACUGCCGACAUUUCGAUCGCACACACCACAGCUUGACCGAGCAGCGCCCGUACCAAGACUGCUCUCGACCGAGCGCGCACCAAGCUCUGGCCUGAGUAUCCCGAUACGAAGAAGAGAUGAGCUAUGGAACGUCUUUCGAGGCCUGGAUGGAGACUAUACGAAGUUUGCAUCGAAAUCUGUUGCUCUCAAGGCCAAUGUAGUCCGUUCAACUCUUUUGCCAUUCCUACGGACCUAUUUGAGCCAUGCUUCAAAUCACACUCUACGACCGGAAGAUCUCGACCGGAGAGCCAACAUCUUGAACAAAUGGUGGACUGGUCUUAUCGAGAUGCUUCACGGACGAAACAAUCAGUCCAUAUCCGGCACGGAUCGUCCUGCGAUACUGGAUGGCAUAUCAGGCAUUAUGGAGCGACCUGAAUGGCGCUUGGCACCUUCGCCAUUCUGCCCGCUCGAUCAGAAGAUGAAAGGAAUCAAUACACCACGCAAUCGAUCGAACACUUCGCUGAGCUCUGGAGCUUCCGAAUUCUUGACGGAGUCAGUCCAUCACAACGUGCGAAAUAUCUUCAUCCAGAACUUAAGUGCGCAGAUGGCAUUUGUGGUUGAUAAAAUGUCCUUACGCAACGCUUCUGCCAGUCUGGUCACCUUUUGUGGCAAGGCUUGUGCAUACGCUUUCAUGUUCGUCCCUGGCAUGGCAGACGUUCUCACACGACUCUGGGACCUGCAGAUGGACACUCUUCGAAGAGUGCUGGAAGGAAAUGAUAUUGGCAAGUUUGACAACCUCGGAGAUCUGUCUGCCUCAGUAUCGUCUAGCUUUCCGCCUGCACUACACCAACUUGGAUUCACAUCACUCAUGAAGUAUAUGCGCAAGCUACGCCGCGAAAGUGACUUGUUCUACGUCUUUGUCAAGCACUUCCAUAUCUUGGUCACGGAAUUCUUACCAAAGGACUUUUCGAAACAGGAACGCGCAUGUGCACCAGGCGUGCUUCUUGUACAUGCUCAGAUCCUGGCCAACCUUGAUGCCACAAUACAUCGAGACGCUGGCCAUGCACAACGGGAUCCGGCGGCCGCUGGACAGUCGCCCACCUUCGACGAUGUUCUGGGAGAGCCUGAUGCUGUGGCUUCUUUGCCGCUUCCGCCUACUAAUGCUGUGAGAAUAAUGGCCGAAAAUAGGCUAAUAAUGUUAAUUCGUGACUUCUUGUCUGAGCGGACGGCAGACCACCCCAUAGCCCGGGACUUCUUCGCGGAUGCUUUCAACGACUUGAUGCAAACAGCUGCCAAGGGGACCUCGAUUUAUGACCACGCGGCUUGCUAUACACUGCUAGACUUUCUGGAGGAGGCGCUGGUGAUUCUGGUUCGUUUCGAGCAUCUCAAAGAUAGUGACGGCAAGAUCAUCAACUCCGAGUUCUGGCAGAGUGUUUGUCGCAAGAUGAUUGAAAGUCAAAACACGAUGACCGAGAUCCGACUCUAUGCCUUCUUGUAUACUAUUUGGAAUACGGUAGUAUGCAACACGAACCGCAAGGCCGAUCUCUGUCUUGGCUUGCUGCUGGACCCUGAAGUGUUCGAAAGCCGCUUCAAUCAUUGGUGUCCCAUGGUUCGCGCCUAUUACAUGCGCCUGCUAUGCUGGCGAGUUACGAGGUUCGAUGGCGAGUCCCACUCGGGCGACAUGGCGAUUCUCGAGACAGCACUGCAACGACUACGGACUACUUGGUCGCAUUAUCUUUACCUACGCGAACAAGCAGUGACGAAGAAUGGCCUGCUCCCACCCACAAACCCAUGUAAUCCUGCACCUGGGCGAAGGCUACUUAUCAUCCGCACUGAUACACAAGUCAACCCCGGAGGCUCGUUCCUCUCGUUUGAUGGCCUGACAUCGCCGACACCACCUACUCAGCCUCAAUUACCGAACAAACGCUUCUCGACCCUGUCCCGAGUCGUGGAGCUGGACAGCAGACCCGAGACCUCACACUCGAGUUCUGAUUCGGAGAUUGCUGAGCUGCCAGAUAGUGGUUUCGGCGGGUUCUUCCGCAAGAUGAUGGGCACUUCAAAGACCAGGUCAAAGUCACAAGGACCACCGACGAAGCGGAUCGAAGCACCUGCUAGUAAGGCAAAUCCUACUCCACCGGCCGAGCGUGCAAACGGUCUCACGAGAGCCGCAACAGACGAAUUCCAUCCUCCGAGAAGCUCCUCAAUUGCCUCCUCAGUCGCUCCAUCGAUCGCGGAACAGGCAGCCAAACCUCCUACGCCAGCCACGCCACAUCGUAACUUCAGCUUUAAGUUCAGUCUCGAGUACCACCCCAACAACAAGCCCGCCCCGGGACCCCUGCGACUCUUACCGCCUCGACUCCCUAUGCCCGCCCAGAAGCAUAUUCAGGAGGAGUCAGCGAUUACGGCCUUCAUGGCCCAGGUCCGACCCGUCGAGCCCACGGGUGCGAGUGCUGCGCAUGCGAGAUACUCUGGCCGUGCGCUCGCGGAAUGGAUGGUGAUUGUGGGUGAAUGUCAGAGUUUCUUCGAGAGGCGAAAGAAUGAAGGAGUGCCUGGGAAUAGAUUUGUGGAGACGCCUACAUUGGGCGUGGAGGUGUUCAGGCGACCAGCUUAG